This is a messenger RNA of Penicillium argentinense, 1113 nucleotides long. Its product is annotated as immune-responsive protein. The transcript has 4 exons. Gene Ontology annotation, molecular function: lyase activity. Bases 1 to 1113 code for a protein of 370 amino acids. Lineage: Eukaryota; Fungi; Ascomycota; Eurotiomycetes; Eurotiales; Aspergillaceae. The record is from RefSeq and is a predicted model, not a curated record.
AUGGCACACCAUUUCAGCGACCGCUCGGGAGUGACAAAAGAAUUGUGUUCUUGGAUUCACGGCUUGUCGCUCAGCAAUGUCCCGGAAAACGUCAGAACUCGAGUAAAAUACUUGAUAUUGGAUGGUCUAUGCUGCGCAAUUUCGGGGAUUAUCUUCCAUGGGUUGAAAACUGCAAAAGGCGUUUUUGCAAUUGAGCCGGAAGGACAACGUGUUGUAUGGGGAAACUUGGCGCCCUUUCUGCUGCUCUAUACUGAGAUUCAGUCGUUCGAGAUCGAUGAUUGGCAUAUGUUGGCACCCGUGCACUCUAACUCCAUUGUCUUGCCUGCACUCCUCGCCGCUACUGGCCAGAAGAAGACGGAAGGCCUCGCGACAUUCGAUGGCACUUCGCUAUCAUUGUCAACAAUCGUCGGGUAUGAGGGCGGAUACGUCGGGAUCAAGAAUGUCUUUGAAGAGCCAUAUGGGGGCUUCUUUUCAACCAUUGGACAGAAUUAUGGUAAGGAACCGCCGUAUUUGACUGAGGAACUGACCAAAGGACUCGGUCAGCUAUGGCAGUCGGACAACAUUCGGGUCAAAUCACAUGCAUCGAUGGCAGGGACGCACUACGCAAUUAACACGGUGGCAUCCUUGCAAAAGGAGCACCCACACAAACUGACAGACUUGAAAAACCUUAUCAGCAUCAAAACGAAAUGUCCGAGGCUGCCAUCAAGCAUGGAGGGUGGAAGGCGCAGCGACCGCUAUUUGCUUGGGGGCACAAAUGCGGCUCUGCCUCAAGAGUUUCGCCAUGAUCUCCUUGGCCGAGAUGUUAUCUGGACCUUGAUAGACAAAACAGCGUGUUUCCACGAGCCCGAACUGGGGAGAAGUACGAGCAACGGGUCACCAUUACGAUGGCGGAUGGAUGCGAGAUCUCAAAAACACUGGCAGCCCCCCCCCAUGAUGUUACACCAGGAUUGGCGAAUGAUGAGAUUGGCGAAGUUUCAGAAAUUCACCACGGGAAUUAUUGACGGCGGGAGGAGAGACGAUAUUGAGAGAAUGGGUCUCAAUCUGAAGAGCGUUCAUGACAUUUCUGACCUGGAGGAACUCCUUGCGGGGAGGACAGCGAAUCCAAUCGAAUGA